Molecule: messenger RNA, 3240 nt
Organism: Anopheles maculipalpis
Lineage: Eukaryota; Metazoa; Arthropoda; Insecta; Diptera; Culicidae
Product: potassium voltage-gated channel subfamily KQT member 4-like
Exons: 8
Coding region: 42-3209 (1055 amino acids)
Biological process (GO): potassium ion transport; transmembrane transport
Cellular component (GO): membrane
Molecular function (GO): voltage-gated potassium channel activity
Source: RefSeq, a predicted model, not a curated record
GGCCGAUUCGCGGCUAGCAACCUGCAGAACGAUACCGCCAAAUGUUGUCGGUCGUGCUGAGCGCAACCACCACGAUAACAAUGAACAGAGGCGAGCAGGAGAAUCUCUACCGGCAGUCACGCAAUCUACGGUUGCAGCAGCAGGAAGCGAAAGCGCACCAACUACAGCAGCAGCAGCAGCAUCAGCAGCUGCAGCACCAGCAACACCAGCAACUCGGCAAGCGCCACUACUCCUACGGGAACAUUCACCAGUACAGCGGUGCCACCGUGGCACUGCCACCGAUCAUGAUCGCCCGCGGGCUCGGUUCGUUCGCGAUGGACGACCAGCAGCUACGGCCGGGUGGUAGCGGGCCCGCCUGCGACGAUCUCGUGCUGAGCGUGCUCAAGUCACCGGUCAAGGAGACGACGAACCUGCUCGGCACCGGCAGCCGGUCGGCCAUAUCGGCGAGUCCGAGCGCGGGGAGCAACGGGAUCACGAUGGGUGGCGGAUCGGUACAAACGCAAAGCCCCAGCCCGUGUGCAAACUCCGGCGGUGGUGGUGGCGUGUCGUCCAGCGGCAUGAUCAGCUACCGGACGCUGCAAGGUUCCGAGGACGAUCUGGUCGACGAUGUGGAGUCGGCCAUCGAAACGACUGAGCUGAAUGCGGGUGAUCCGCACAAGGCACCGCUCCAUCCGGGCGCAUCCUCGUGUUCCUCUUCCUCGCCCCGUGCCCUCAAGUUUCUGCGCCGGUUUCGGCCCGGGAAGCCGGCGCGAGCCUUCGAACCGCACCAUAAACGGGUACCGACACCGAUGAGGCGCAAAAACCGUAGCCGAUCGCGGUCACGCUCGAACGACAUACUGGACGGAGUUGGUGCGAGCCAGGGCAAUAUCGUGGUGGACGAUGAUGACGACGACGUCGACAUUGAUGACGAUGUGAAUGAGCUACCGGGCGUCUCCAUUGGGCUGGGAAGCGGUAGCGGCGUGACGGGCGGUGGUGGCAGUGGUGGUGGCGGGGCUGGUGGAGCAUCUAGUGGUGGGGGGAAAAAUCUUGGCGUGCCGAACCCGUACUAUCCGAUCGCGUUGCCGAUCGACCAAGCAUUUAAAGCCAAAUACGUUUUCCAUCAUCGACGGGGAAAAACUGUGCAGGAGCGAUUCUACGUCUUUCUUGAGCAUCCCGGCGGAUGGCUGUGUUUUGUGUAUCACUUUUCAGUAUUUCUGCUUGUGUUAGUGUGUCUGAUAUUUAGCGUAUUGUCGACGAUAGACGAGUACAGUAAGUUCGCGAACGAGACCUUAUUCUGGAUGGAGAUCUGUCUGGUGGUGUUCUUCGGUGUCGAGUACCUGGUCCGGCUAUGGUCCGCCGGCUGCCGUUCGAAGUAUAUGGGCUUCUGCGGUCGGUUACGCUUCAUCCGCAAACCAAUCUGUAUUAUAGAUCUUAUUGUAGUCGUAGCGUCUAUGGUUGUGCUGUCCGUCGGCUCAAAUGGUCAGGUGUUUGCAACGAGUGCCAUCCGAGGCAUCCGCUUCCUUCAAAUACUUCGCAUGCUGCACGUGGACCGACAGGGUGGUACCUGGCGAUUGCUCGGAUCGGUCGUCUUUAUCCAUCGGCAGGAGCUGAUUACCACACUGUACAUCGGGUUCCUGGGGCUUAUCUUUAGCUCGUACUUUGUGUAUCUGGCCGAGAAGGAUGUGUUGGGCCCGGACGGGAAGGCAGACUUUGCCAGCUAUGCCGAUGCGCUCUGGUGGGGCGUCAUCACCGUGACAACGAUCGGGUACGGUGAUACCGUGCCGCAAACGUGGAUGGGCAAGAUCGUUGCCUCCUGCUUUAGUGUGUUCGCAAUCUCGUUCUUCGCACUGCCGGCCGGUAUCCUGGGAUCCGGUUUCGCCUUAAAAGUACAACAGAAGCAGCGCCAGAAGCACUUCAACCGGCAGAUACCGGCCGCCGCCAUGCUGAUCCAGUGCCUGUGGCGCUGUUACGCCGCCGACAAGAGCUUCCACAGUGACGCCACCUGGCAGAUCUACGUCAAGUCGAACGACAACGGCAACAACAACGGCAGCAGCAGCACCGCCCUUCCCUCGCAGUUGGGCAAAACCCUAAUGGUGCAGGUGGCGCGUCGCGGUGCAUCGGUGCUGAAGCGGCGCAAGUCCCGGAACCGUAUGGAGGCGCCCCAGAUGAAGCCACCGCUCAGUGCCGGCCCUGGGCCGGGUGUAGGGCCUGCGGCUGGUGGUGCGGCAUCAGCGACGGCCGCGACGACAGGCACAAAUGCUUCCGGUGUGAGUUGUGCUUCCGGUGCUAGUGGGAGCCAAGGGACGGCACUCGCUCAAUCGGCCGUCGGUGGCACGGAUGGAGGACCGCUGGGGACACCCAACACACCAGGCGGAACCGGAGGGGGUGGUGGCGGAGGGGGAGGAGGAGGCGGUGGACCGGCGGAGCUGACAAAAAGUGAAUCCGAUGGUGACGUUGUCUUCUACAUGGAGGAACCACGGUCAGCAGGUACCCCGCUGCGAACGCGGCGAAACGAUCCGAACCGGGGUGUAUUCGUAAGCCAAAACAGUUCCGUCACGGAAGCACCGAGCGACGAGGUGGAAGCCGAACCGGAACCGGACGACGAACCGGAACCGGCCCGUGUCACGCAACUGACGGAAGCUCACCGGAAUGCGAUACGCGCGAUCCGGAAAAUCAAAUACUUUGUCGCGCGGCGUAAAUUUCAGCAGGCGCGCAAACCGUACGACGUGCGGGACGUGAUCGAACAGUACUCGCAGGGCCACCUCAACAUGAUGGUGCGCAUCAAGGAGCUGCAGCGCCGGCUCGACCAAACGCUCGGCAAACCGGGCAGCUAUCUCGCUGGCAUCGAUCGGGUCGGCAACAUCAAACCGAUGACGGUCGGGGCACGUUUGUACCGGGUCGAGCAGCAACUAUCUGUGAUGGACAAGAAAUUGGAUCAAUUAACGCAUGCCAUCAACUCGAUGACGAUGCAGCAGAAGAUGAUAUUACCGCCGAUGCAACCGUUCCAGGCGCAUCCGUUGCAUCAACAGCAGCAGCAGCACGUGAUGCAACAGGUCGGUAUGCAUCCGCUACACUCACCGGCCACGCUUGGUGCGAUCGUGCAGCAUCAGCAGCAACAGUUGCAGCAACAGCAGCAUCAGCAACAAAUUUCUCCACUCCAAUUACCUGCUGCCCCGUCGCAAGCUUCCUCACCCUCGCUCGCCAUGAAAAGUCUCGAGGACGAUGUAUAAUAUUUAAUCUAAGCUCGCUUUCUCGCUUUCA